AUGUCGACGGCGACCACCGACGACAUCGAACUCAACGCGGUGCCCUCGGCCCACCUCGUCAACGACGUCGUCGACCACUUCGCCUGGCGCGAUGUCCGCGUCGUCGUCAAGGACCGCCAGACCCACGCGCCGCUCUCCAUCCUCCAAGACGCCGCCGGCAUCGUCUCCGCCGGCGAGAUGCUCGCCCUCAUGGGCCCCAGCGGCUCCGGCAAGACCACUCUGCUCAACGCCCUCGCCCACCGCCCGGCCGCCGCCGGCGCCGCCACGACGGGCCUCGUGCUGGCCAACGGCGAGCAGGCCACUGCCUCGGUGCUGCGCGACGUGUCCGCCUACGUCGAGCAGGAAGACGCCCUGAUUGGCAGCAUCACCGUGCGCGAGACGAUGCUCUUUGCCGCCCGCCUGGCCCUGCCCAGCACCGUGUCCCGCGCCGAGGCCCGCCGCCGCGUCGACGACUUGAUUACCAGCUUUGGCCUGCAGGCCCAGGCGCACACCAUUGUCGGCACGCCCAUCAAAAAGGGGCUCAGCGGCGGCCAGAAGAAGCGUCUCGGCGUCGCCAGUCGCCUCGUCACCAGCCCGCACAUUCUCUUCCUCGACGAGCCCACGAGCGGCCUCGACUCGGCGCUGAGCGUCGAGGUCAUCCGCUACAUCAAGGAGAUUGCCCGCCGCAACCAUCUGGUCGUCGUCGCCUCCAUCCACCAGCCGUCCACGACCACCUUCCGCCUGUUCGACAAGCUGGCCCUGCUGUCCGGCGGCCGCACGUGCUACUUUGGCCCCGUCGACGCCGCCCCGGCCUACUUUGCCCGCAUCGGCUACCCCGUGGCCCCCGCCACCAACCCGGCCGAGCACCUGCUGGACCUCGUCAACGUCGAUCUCGACCGCGGCGGCGAGGUGCGCGCGCGCACCCAGGCCGUCGUCGCCGCCUGGGCCGCCUCGCCCGAGCGCACCGCCCUCGACGCCGCCCUCGACGCCGCCGCCCACGCGCCCGCGAGCCGCCCCAGCCUCGCCAAGCUCAAGACGCCGCGCCCGCCCCUCUGGCGCGGGCCCCUGACCCUGCUGCACCGCGCCUGGAUCAAGUCGCACCGCGACAUUGUCGUCUACACCAUCCGCGUCGUCAUGUACCUGGGCCUCGGCGUCCUCAUGGGCACCGUCUUCCUGCGCCUCUCCACGCACCAGGAUGCCAUCCAGCCGCGCAUCAACUCCAUCUUUUUUGGCGGCGCCUUUAUGAGCUUCAUGGCCGUCGCCUACGUCCCCGCCUUUCUCGAGGACCUGCACACCUUCCGCAGCGAGCGCGCCAACGGCCUCGUCGGCCCCCUCGCCUUCCUGGCCGCCAACUUUGUCAUCGGGCUGCCCUUCUUGUUCCUCAUUUCCGUCGUCUUCUCCGUCGUCGCCUACUGGCUGUCCAACUUCCGCCCCGACGCCGCCGCCUUUCUGCGCUGGGUCCUCUGGCUGUUCCUCGACCUGCUGGCCGCCGAGUCCCUCGUCGUCCUCGUCGCCAGCAUCGUCCCCGUCUUCGUCGUCGCCCUCGCCGUCACCGCCUUCUCCAACGGCCUCUGGAUGGCCGUCGGCGGCUUCCUCGUCCCCAUGCCCCUGCUCAACGUCUUUUGGAAGUACGCCUUCCACUACAUCGACUACCAGGCCUAUGUCUUCCAGGGCAUGAUGGUCAACGAGUUUGGCGCCCGCGACUUCCAGUGCGACGCCGCCGCCCCCGCCGCCGCCAACGGCACCGCCGCGUCGUACCAGUGCAUGUACGCCGGCGCCCGCAACGCCGAGGGCAUCAUCGAGGGCACCGACGUCCUCCGCGCGUUCAACAUUGGGACCAACCACGUCGGCAAGUGGAUCGGCAUUUCCAUCGCCAUCACGGUCGGCUACCGUCUGUUGGCGUACCUGGUCCUGCGUUUCCUGCGAAAAUGA
This is a messenger RNA of Sporothrix brasiliensis 5110, 1911 nucleotides long. Its product is annotated as ABC transporter. NCBI's taxonomy places the organism in Eukaryota, Fungi, Ascomycota, Sordariomycetes, Ophiostomatales, Ophiostomataceae. Gene Ontology annotation, molecular function: ATP hydrolysis activity; ABC-type transporter activity; ATP binding. The transcript has a single exon. The record is from RefSeq and is a predicted model, not a curated record. Bases 1 to 1911 code for a protein of 636 amino acids. Gene Ontology annotation, cellular component: membrane.